Molecule: messenger RNA, 1398 nt
Organism: Naegleria fowleri
Lineage: Eukaryota; Heterolobosea; Eutetramitea; Acrasida; Naegleriidae
Exons: 2
Coding region: 1-1398 (465 amino acids)
Source: RefSeq, a predicted model, not a curated record
AUGAACACAAACGAAGACGUUGUAAUGAAUAGUAUCAACCAAACAUUGAUGACCCACUCAGAAGCUUUCGGAAUCAUCUUUAAACAUAUUGAGAAUUUCUCAAAAACAUUGGACGGAUUAUCUAACCACAUCAAUAAUCGGAAACAAAAGGUAAAGUCAGUUAAAUUAGUCUCCGACAGCAACCAACCAAUUAAACCUAAACAACCUCUUCCUCCAAAAACAACACUCAUAGAACAAACUCCAUCCCCUGCACAUCCUUAUCGAACUGAUGGACCAUCAAACCAAAUAUCUAAAAUCAAAAAUAUUACACAUCCAACAAACAAAUCGAAAAUCAACAAUCAAAAUAAGACAACAAACUUCAUCACCAACACAAACCUCACCAAACCAAUUGAAACAAGCACAAACCUCAUCAAACCAAUUGAAACAACUUCAAAGCCCCAAAGUCAACCCCAGCUUCAAUCUAAGAGCCCACCUAUCAACACCAGCUUCAACCUGAAUGAAUCGCAAUCGUCAUACUUGCAAAUAGCCAAGACAGCCAAGAACAUUACAUUUGAUCCAACAAAAAAACUCCGCAAAUCAAAUCCUACAAUACAACAACAACCAUGUACCCUCCUGCUAAAAGAGCUAAAACAAUUAACUAUUCUCACUGUGUAUCUAUUUACCUCAAAUCUAAGCUUAACUGCUCUUGCAAUUUUUCAUCCCUCUACACAGAGAAAGAUAUCAAAACUGCGAUACAAAAGAUGGUGGAAAAAAAGCAACUGUGUCUUCCAAUCAAACCACUUAGAGAUUAUUAACAAACCUAGCCCAUAUCGCCCUGGAGAGCAUUAUUAUAUAGCCAAUUACAAAGCAACUAAUGUUGCAGAAUUGGAAAAAAUUACAAAAUUCCCAACAAGUAUCACUCCACCAAAUGGCACAAAACCAACCUCAAAAAAACUCAUAUCUACAACCAAAUAUUUGGUAGAAAAAUUCAAAAAACAACAAGAAAACGAAGUGACUGGUGCAACCAAUAAUUUCCAAUUCAAUAAUGACCUCUCAGCAUUAGAAAAGAAUCACAAAUCACUUCAAGUAGAAUGUACUGAAAACUCAAUCAAACUGGAAUCACAUUCUAAACAAAUACAAAACAUCACCAAUACACUAACAGACCACACAAAAUCCAUACAGACCAUUUUUGAAAAACUCAACGAAAUAGCUUCCAAAAUGGAAAAUAUUGAAUUACAUUUGACAAAACCGUACCAUCAAUUAAUUCAUGAAUCCAAGGAUGAUGUAGAAGAUGAAGAUGAUGAAUCUUAUCACCCAAAACCAAAUGAAAAUAGUGAUGAUGAAAUGGAAUAUGACGAAGAAGAAGAUAUAGUAGAACCUAGAAGAGGUGAUAAACCUCUUGGAAAUAAGAACAAUUAA